AUGGAUCUUCGCCCGGAGAUCCCCUCAGCCCAGGCGAGCUCGCAGGUCCACCCUUCAGCCGCCGCUGCAGCCGCCGCCGCAGCCUCCGCCGCCGCCGCCGCCGCCUCCUCCAUCCCCGUGUCAAUGGCCGGAGGGCUCCUGCGCGGGCCGCCGUUGCUGCUGCGCGCCGCCGAGAAGUACCCGCGCACGCCCAAGUGCGCGCGCUGCCGCAACCAUGGCGUGGUGUCGGCGCUCAAGGGCCACAAGCGCUACUGCCGCUGGAAGGACUGCAUGUGCGCCAAGUGCACGCUCAUCGCCGAGCGCCAGCGCGUCAUGGCUGCGCAGGUGGCGCUGAGGCGGCAGCAGGCCCAGGAGGAGAACGAGGCGCGCGAGCUGCAGCUGCUCUACGGGACGGCAGAGGGGCUCGCGAUCGCCGCCGCCAACGGUAUCAUCCCGCCGCGCCAGAGCUACGACGUGUUCGCGCCGGUGAGCAACGAGACGAGCUCAGGUGAGUGGAACCCCCCAAAAAAUUCUAACAUGCAGAAGUUCGAACUUUUCCCGAAGACCACUCAGCCGCCCGCCGCUAAAUCCGCGCCCACGCCCCCUGACUCCGACCCUCUGCCCGGCAUGUCGUCCCCAGACGCGCGCCACGGUUCUGGCUCGGAGAACGGCGACGGCGAGUCGUUUGUCAGCUCUCCUGCCCCGAAGGCCGCCAAAGACGGAGAGGACACGCCCCCCUCGGUCAGCCCGCUGGGCUCAGGCUCGGACUCGGGCGCCUCGGACACAGAUAAGGACGAGCCGGAGCCCUCUCCGGAGCCCUCGGCCGCCUCGUCUCGCCACAUGAACGCCAUCGACAUCCUGACGCGCGUCUUCCCCACGCACAAGCGCAGCGUGCUCGAGCUCGUGCUGCAGGGCUGCGGGAAGGACGUGGUACAGGCCAUCGAGCAGAUCCUCAACAACGGCGGCCACCACGCUAAGGCCCCCGACGAGCCGUGGGCGCAGGAGAGAGCUCUGCCCGGCGCGCAGGCGCCCCUCUCCUCCUCCACCUCUUCCUCCUCUGCGGGCCCCAGGCCGCUGCUGGCCGGAGCCAUGCCGCUCAGCAACCGCUCCGCCUUCUCCCCGCUGCAGCCCAACGGCGCGGCGCACUUCGGCCCCGACGGCGGCGCUUACCCGCUCGGCGCACCGCUGGGCCUCAGCCCGCUGCGCCUCGCCUACUCAGCCCACAGCAGAGGCCUGGCCUUCAUGAGCCCCUACUCCAGCACGGGCCUCAUGCCCACACUGGGCUUCAGGCCGCCCAUGGACUACGCGUUCACUGACCUGAUCCGAGACAGGACUCUCUUACACAAGGAGCAGAGCUACACGAACGGACUUUAUGGGCCUCUGGUCAACAACACCCCGGAGAAACAGUGAGGGGACAACGAGGCUAUAGAGCAGCCCUAUAGGCCGGAGAACUGAUCUGUAGGCUGUAGACCUGGUCUGUAGGCUGUAGAACAGGCACAUUGGCUAUAUAACGGGUCUAUAGAGCAGGCC
Colossoma macropomum (tambaqui) is the source of this 1509-nucleotide messenger RNA. RefSeq names its product DMRT-like family A2 (gene dmrta2). Gene Ontology annotation, biological process: germ cell development; regulation of transcription by RNA polymerase II; sex differentiation. The transcript has 2 exons. Gene Ontology annotation, molecular function: DNA-binding transcription factor activity, RNA polymerase II-specific; RNA polymerase II cis-regulatory region sequence-specific DNA binding; protein binding. NCBI's taxonomy places the organism in Eukaryota, Metazoa, Chordata, Actinopteri, Characiformes, Serrasalmidae. Bases 1 to 1389 code for a protein of 462 amino acids. The record is from RefSeq and is a predicted model, not a curated record. Gene Ontology annotation, cellular component: nucleus.